UACAGACUUACAGGUAGAGAGAAAAGGGGAUACAAUACAAGUCGCAAUCGCUGUGGCUGCAAUUACAGCCUGAGUAUAGCUGUACUGUCUUCAACCGAGAAAGAGGGGGGAAAAAAGAAUGAGAGGGAGAAAGAAGACGAAGAAAAACGGACUGUGAACGACGAAGCUCAACGUACUCGAUAGAUAGAAAGAAAACCUUAGGGGAUGAUAAUGCAUUCGUUUUUCAUUUCAUGUUUUUCCUCCGAUUGAUUUCGAUUGUAAACUAAAUCGGUCACAAUCUUUAUGAUGCUUUGUGGUUCAUUCUGUUUGAAUUUGAGACACCGUAUACAGCCAUGGAUGCGCGAUUACGAUAGGCUUCAGAAACUCGCUAUCAUCCUCCUUUACAUUCAGAUUGGGUGCGCGUUAAUUGGAUCGCUGGGAGCGUCGUACAAUGGUGUAUCGCUGAUAAAUCUUGCAAUCGCGUUGUUCGCUUUGGUGGCAAUUGAGAGUAGCAGUCAGAGCCUUGGCCGUACCUAUGCAUUCCUUCUCUUCUGCGCGAUUUUGCUGGAUAUUUCUUGGUUCAUUCUCUUCACUCGUGAAAUUUGGAAUAUUUCUUCCAAGGAUUACGCAGCAUUUUUCAUAUUUUCAGUGCAACUUACUCUAGCUAUGCAAAUUGCUGGUUUUGUAGUGAGGCUAUCAUCCUCAUUGUUAUGGAUUCAAAUAUAUAGGUUAGGCGCUUCCUAUGUGGACUCAGCUUCUCGAGCAGCAGAUUCUGACUUAAGGAGUAGUUUCUUGAGUCCUGUGGCACCUGCAGUAGUUAGGCAACGCUCUGAUUCCAAUGAGAUACUUGGAGGCGCUAUAUAUGAUCCGACAUACUACUCAUCUCUGUUUGAAGAUGGUCAAGAAAACAAAUAUUCAUGUGGGAUGCACUCUCAUGGCAUCACUCAGAAUGAGUCAACAUCGGGCGCUGAAGUUUCUCCGAAGUCAUCCAUGGAUAGAUCUUUCCAGGCUGUGGAUGAAGAGAAUGCAUCAAUCAAGACGGACCUUGUUUGAAAUACAGCCUGAAUAGCAUUGUUCUCACUCCUAUACCGGUUUUUUCCAUUAUUCAGCAACCUGUAUGGGAGUGCGUCUUUGUACCAUAUGCAUUUGUUGGCUGCUAUCUCAUUGUAAAUGUUGCUGGAAAGAAGAGGCUCAUGACUGGUACAUUCUAUGACAAGAAUGAUAUCCAGACCAUUUCCUUGAAGCUCCACCUAAAUAAGUCUGAAAUUGAGCUAAGGAAGUCAUUCUGGUUACAUGUGUCAAAUGAUUUGGGUUUUGCAUUACUGACAGAUCUGCAUAUGGGCAAGCAUUUUGGCGCGCUGAUCUCUAGCGUUGCAUGCUGCAUCUGCAUGAAUAGAUGCCUGGAAUGUAAUAUUUUGUUCCGGUUUUAUAUUUUUUUUCUUUUAGGCAGCUGAAUAGUGAGUCAAUAGUUAGGAAGUGAAUACACAUGCAAAAUAAUUUCAUUUUUUGUUUAAUUCUUUGUUGAAACUCGACCAUGAGGACAUAUA
This is a messenger RNA of Gastrolobium bilobum, 1526 nucleotides long. RefSeq lists its product as uncharacterized. Lineage: Eukaryota; Viridiplantae; Streptophyta; Magnoliopsida; Fabales; Fabaceae. The coding region runs from base 283 to 1032 and encodes 249 amino acids. The record is from RefSeq and is a predicted model, not a curated record. The transcript has 5 exons.